Culex quinquefasciatus (southern house mosquito) is the source of this 1247-nucleotide messenger RNA. RefSeq lists its product as uncharacterized. The record is from RefSeq and is a predicted model, not a curated record. Lineage: Eukaryota; Metazoa; Arthropoda; Insecta; Diptera; Culicidae. The transcript has 2 exons. The coding region runs from base 163 to 1086 and encodes 307 amino acids.
UUUUGUGAAAGGUGAAACGUAAACAUCUCGGUCGAAAGUGGAAUCUCAAUUUUUACCAGAUUUCUUUGGUAAAAUCAUUUAAAUCGCUAUGUUAUAAAGCCGCAAUAAUCCCGAAAUUUGCCAAAAAUGAAAGUAUCCGUUUGAGGUUAAACCAGCAAAAAAAUGGAGUCAGCUAACGGGAGCAGCACCAGUGGCACCACCGACAAAAAGCCCGACCUCAACGCCCUGGUUCGAAACAUCGUCAAGAUCCUGCUGUCCACGUCCAAGUACUUCCACUGUCCGUUUUGCGCCGACGAGUACCUGUUCGAGUUCACCCUGCGCCACCACUUGCUAAAACAGCACGAAGAGGAUCUGUCGAAAAUUGUCCUCUCCCCGGACAACAGCAUCCGGUUCUGCAAGAGUAACAUCUGCCCGUACUGCGGCGCUCUGUUCUACUACAUUUCGGCCCUGCCGAAGCACAUCGUCAACAGCCACAGCCGGGACUGUUUGAUCAAGUGGCAAACGAUCGAGAAGGAAAACAGCCUCCGGAAGCGGUUCGCGGCGGAACCCAGCAUCAAAUGUAUCCCCUGCUCGCCCGGCCUGAGCGACCUGUUCGAGGAGCUCAACACGGGCUCGACGUCGGGCCGGAAGAAGCGCAGCCACCGGCGUAAGUCCUCGCCGCUGUACAAAUCGGCGCUCAAGAACGCGAACCGGAUUUCCGCCUCGAAGCGGACCGCGUCCGAGUCGUGGGUCAGCUGCGACUUUGAGUUCACCAUGGCGAGACCGGCGGCGGCGGAUGGCUCGAGGAGGUCGACGGCACGCCGCGAGCUGCAGUUUGACGACUCGCCGGAUUCGCCGGCCCAGCAGGAGGCUGGGAUUUCAUCGGUCAAGAAGCCCAAACGGAACCGGAAGCGAUUCCUCACGUUGAAGGCGCUGAAGCCCAAGUUUGGUCUGCGGAAGUACGUGCUGUCGAAGUUUAACAAAAAGUAUCACUGCAAAAUUGUGACGAGCACGCCGAACAACUUUUUGGACGAUAGCGAGGCGAACGGCGAGGACGAUUCCCGGCUGCACAAUCAGGAGCGCUGGAACCGGAUCCACUACGAUUGAGAGUAUUAUUGCUUUUUGAGUAUUUUUUUUAUAUUUGUAUGUUACCCAACAUUUUUUGGUGUGGUAUUUUUUUCGAUUGAAUGGUUCGUUUUUAAGAACCUUUUUGGUAUUGCUUUUAUAUAUGGUAUUAUAAAAAUAUAACACAAAUCUCUAAUAUAUUA